This is a messenger RNA of Didymella exigua CBS 183.55, 6177 nucleotides long. RefSeq lists its product as uncharacterized. Gene Ontology annotation, molecular function: small GTPase binding; guanyl-nucleotide exchange factor activity. NCBI's taxonomy places the organism in Eukaryota, Fungi, Ascomycota, Dothideomycetes, Pleosporales, Didymellaceae. The coding region runs from base 1 to 6177 and encodes 2058 amino acids. Gene Ontology annotation, biological process: small GTPase-mediated signal transduction. The record is from RefSeq and is a predicted model, not a curated record. Gene Ontology annotation, cellular component: cytoplasm; plasma membrane. The transcript has 2 exons.
AUGCCGAGCUGGCGACCGCUCCCGCGAAUCGCAUUCGCGAUAUGCACCCACCCGUUCCAGCCCUCAUCGCCUGCCGACCUGCCCCUCGAGAUUGGCGACGAGCUGUACGUCAUCGAGCAGGGCGGCAAUGACGGCGCCUGGUUCCGCGGCUACUUGGUUGCGCCGCCGUCGCUGCUGGCCGGGCUGACGAGCGUGAAGGGCCAGACGCUCGAGGCGCGCGUUUUCUCUGGCAUAUUCCCCCGCGUCUGUGUCGAGGUGCGCGAGGUGCUGGGCGAGGGAAAGAGCGCGGCUGCCAUCGAAGCGCCCAGCGCGUCGGCUCAAGGCGAACACGGCACGAACGGCGUCGUCACCCCCACCGAGAGCACGCGUGCGACCUCUGGAGGCGUUGUCUCAGCUCCGCCGUCGUCCACGAACCUUCCCCUAUCACGGCGGCGAUCCAGCAAGAAGCGCACAGCCAGCCAUGGCUCACAAUGGACCUCUCGAGAGGACCGCCUGCAGCAACUCAUGCUGCCAUUAUCACCCGUGUCAGACUCCACCGCACCGCGCCCACCUGCACCCGUACCCAUGCUGAAGAUCGGGGACGAAACACCUACCUCGUCGCAAGAGCCUCUCGUCGACGAGAUCGCCUCUUGCCUGCGCGAAUGGCACUCGACCAAGGUCCAUGAGCUUCUGCUGGCGCGCAGAUACACACUGCUGGACAACAUGUCUUCGCUGGUCAACCGACUCGAUACGGCGCGCCGGCAGCUACUACACAAGGUCUUGACAGCGAAGGAACUGGAUAAGGUCCGCGAGGCCACCGUCUGGGACCUCGUGGCAGGGAACAAACUGCUGUCUGGAGAUGUCAUUGUGCGCAGUCCCUCACAGCGUGGGCGCAUAUUGACUGGAGACGACUCCGCAAUCGACACAACAAAGCUGCAGUCGAUGAUGAGCUUGCUCGAGAGCCGCCCUGUCCCACAGCCAGAUGAGCACAACCUGCACCAUCUCUUCGUGAGCUUGCGACGUGUGGCAGGCGAUGUCGUCCCUGGCGCGGCUCAGGUGAGCAUGUAUCUCUGUCUCAAGACGCCGGGCAUGGCACCACAGCCACUUUCUGAGGCAUACUCAUUUGAUUUGACAGCGCGAGAUGGGUCGUCAGUUUCGCUAGCCGGCGACAAGCUGCGCUCGCUCAUCGUAGGCCUGAGCUCCACCGACAUUGGCGAAGGUGCUGGCUCUGGCUCAAGUAUACAUCUUGUGUUCAGACUAAUGAUCAACGAGCCAGUACGUGCCGCGGCACAGGAGAAACCGGGCGCUACAAAGGACAACAACACUGCAGGUGGAGCAGGGGUGCAGCCCUCGCAGCAUGGAAGCAUCAAGGGUGGGAGACGGAGCGCCAUGUUUGGACCCAGGAGGAAAGACUCGUCCACCACGACCUCCAGGUCGACCACUACCACCACCACCACCACCACCUCAAUAACUGACUCCUUAGAUGGCCGACACACUAGUCCUGACUUACAGAGAUCCCAAGCUUCUGACGGUCGUCCAGGUUCAGCUGCCACCAAGAACAGAACCCCCUCGAGAGAUCAUAAGACUCUCAAGAGGGCCGUUGCAGUUGGCGUUCUUCGCGUCAAUCAGGUCAUGAAGAGCGUAUCGGAAGUGGACCAAGCGGUUACCUUGUGGUCAAUUGUUGGCCCAUCUGACGAGACAUCAGAUGAUGACAAUGGAUGGGACGACAUCUUGACCGAGCUCUACCCCAGUGCAUCCGGAAAAUACAGGAGAAACGGUGAUAUCAGUGGCCUCACUGUUCACCUCAAAGCAUUUGUUCAUCCAGAUGCCGAGAGUCUGAUCGAAAAGACACCCACAAUGCUUCACAACAUCAAACAAACUCGAAAGAUAGGAUUCUCAGGCGCUCCUACUAAACCGCGUAGUGACAUCUACGUAACACUAGCGGAGCCUUUUCUACCAAAGAACGCUUUCCUAGCUCACCCCAAAACUGGAACAGUACCCCUCGUGCAGUCAUCUUCAAUGGGAAGUCUGCAAUUAACCAUCGAGGUCCGCAAAAGUUCAGGAGAGAGGAUCGAUGGCUGCAUAUACCCCUCCACUAACAGUGCAGGGCAUACUGCAUGGCGUACAACAGCGGUAGAGCGAGGAGAAGGUUGGAACGCCACCGUUCGCCUCGCCAUCGACCCACAGGACGUUCCCGGGUCUCACUUGAUCAUGAGUGUAGCAGAUGCACCCGGAUUUCCCUUUGCAUUAUGCUGGAUGCCGCUCUGGAGUCAGGAUGCCUUCGUACGGGACGGUGACCAUGCUCUGUCGCUCUACCGAUACGACGAGUACACAUCGGGCAUGAUCGCCGGUAAAGGCGCGUACCUGGGGCUACCCUGGAGCGCAAAGAAGAAGGACGAGCAUGUAAUGGGUGGUCCCAUGGCUGCUGUACAUGUCAAGACCUUCUUGUGUAGUACCAGGUAUUCUCAGGAUCCUACCAUUCUCGGGCUCAUCAAAUGGCAAGACCAACCUCCAGGUGAGCUUGUCGGCCUGCUUCGUCGCUUCAACUUCGUGCCGGAGAUCGAGAUCGUGAAGCUACUGAGCGAGGUUUUCGACGCGCUCUUCGCUAUUCAAAGUCACUAUGCAGGCAGUGACGAGUAUGAGGAUCUCAUCUUUAACGCGGUAGUGAUCGUCCUAGGGAUCGUUCACGACCGUCGCUUCAACCUGGAGCCACUUGUCGACCAGUACGCCAAGACCAAGGUGUUCCACUCACUCGUGACAUCCUGCCUGACGCAAAGCUUCGGGCGAUUGUUGGCUAAGCCUGCCGAGUCGGAAAGCUCUCGGCGUCUACGAGCGACCUUUAAAGUUGGAAAUCUUGUUAUCAAGUUUUUGGUCAACGCAAGAGAGAAGCAGAGGGUUAAGGAAGAAAGCAUCGGCAUUAAGGAUCGUACUCAGUUUAACAGGGAACUCAAGAGUCUGUUUAGGUCUCUCCAACAGCUGAUGGAAAAUCCUUCUCCAGUACUCAUCGGCACCAAGACGCUCCUCGUACAGAACUUUCACUCCUGGCUACCGGAAUUGGAAGGCUGCAUGUCGUCCAUGGAGAUCUUUAAGUUGGUCGAAGGUUUCGUCGAAGCCUGCGCUGACGUACAGGGCAAGCUUGUACUGUACAAACUCCUUCUGAUCCAUCACAUCUCCGGUCUCCAGAUCUUCCAAGCUCCUGAUACCCGCAAGGUUUUGCUGAAGAAGACCGUCACCUGGCUUGCGCCAUACUGGGGCCAUGUCGAAAACGUCACAGAUCAGUGGAAGGACCAAGUACGCCUGUGCUGCUCGGUAGUCGCCUCACAAGUCGAAGAGCUGGGCCAAGAAGCGUGUGACUACAUGCCGAAGCUUGUGCACUCAUACCGAGCAAUACAGUCGACCGCUCGACCAGCCAAGAAAAAUCUUUCGCUCCUAUUUCCUACAACGUAUCCAUUCCAGGCUAGGCCAACGACGACAGAAGCAACGUUCGACGAAGCUCUGAUCGAGAUCUCUGCUAUCAUUGCAGCCAUAUCGAGCUUGCCAACGAUGAUUCACCUCGACAGACAAAAUGAAGAGACUGCCGAGUUUCUCUUCCACGUUCUGCAGGUCUACAUCUCCAUUCUCGACUGCGAGGCGUUCCCCAGCUCUUGGCUCAGUGUUCACAUCUACCAUCACAAGGCCACGAUGCGCGCUCUUACGAAGAUUUUCAGCAUCCUGACCGACUCGUUCCUUCCUUUGCCUGAUGAGGCCGAUCAAUUCAAUACGGAACUUUGGCGAGCCUUCUUUGACGCGCUCUUAAAGCUCGUCGGCAGUGACGCACUUGCUCUCGAGACCUUUCCAGAACAAAAGAGGCGAGCUGUCUGGAAAAUUGCUGGCGAUGUGCGUGAGCACGGUGCGGAGCUGCUACAGCGCAGUUGGGAAGCAAUUGGAUGGGAGACUAGCGUUGAAGAAAAAAGUCAAUUUGGCCUCGAGAAGAUGGGAGGGUUCCAGGUGCAAUAUGUGCCUGGCCUAGUAGCGCCGAUCGUCGAGCUCUGCCUUAGCGUUCACGAAGGGCUGCGCAGCGUUGCAAUUGAAGUCCUGCAAACCAUGAUUGUAAGCGAGUGGACACUGAGCGAGGAUCUGUUGCUCAUCCAGGCUGAGAUGAUCGACUGCCUCGACGACCUAUUCAAGACGAAGCAUCUCACGGAGUCGGUACUCCAGAAGCACUUCAUCCGGGAGCUUGUAGAGCUGUUUGAGCCUCUUGCACAAGACCCGGGGGAGCCACUGCUCGCUGCUCUGAAGGGCCUCAUUGCUACCAUCGACGACCUGUUGGACCUUCUUGUUGCAGUCCAUAGCACGGAAGCUGCAGGUGAAGUCUUCCAUAUCAUGGACACGCUGCAUCUCAUGGAAUUUCUCAAAGACAUGCAAAAGGAGGAUAUGUACAUUCGUUAUGUACACCAGCUAGUCGACCUACAGGUGGGGGCUAACAAUCACACCGAAGCCGGUCUUGCAAUGCGCUUGCAUGCUGAGCUAUACGAGUGGGACCCGAACGUCACCGUCGAUCCCUUGACCGAGCCCAGCAUGCCACCUCAGUCUUCAUUCGAACGGAAAGAGCAACUGUACUUCAAGAUGAUUGAAUACUUCGAGACCGGAGGUUCGUGGAACAAUGCGCUCGGCUCAUACGCAGAGCUGGCUCUACAGUAUGAGCACAACGCCUUUGACUUCGUCAAGCUUGCCAGGACACAGCAUGCUAUUGCAAAGAUACACGAGAGCAUUGCAAAGAGUCAACGCCACAACCCGCGCUACUUUCGAGUCGUCUACAAGGGUCUUGGUUUCCCAGUGGGGCUGCGUGACAAACAAUUCAUCUUCGAGGGCUCUGCUACUGACCGGGUGGCAUCCUUCACCGACCGCAUGCAACAGCAACACCCUGCAGCGCAGAUCCUGAACCCUGGUGUGGAACAAGAUGUCGAGGGCCAGUACCUCCAAAUCUAUCCUGUUAGUCCGCAGAAGGAUCUUACCCAUCCGAUCUAUCAGCGAGCCAAGGUGUCGCAAUCAGUUCGCGACUACCAUCUGCUGUCGCGACCAAUGCAUUUCACAUCAGCGUCUCGGCGAUCAGCGUCUCGCAACACGACACAUGACAAUGCCAUUGAGAAGACUCUGUACACCACGGCAGAAGCGUUCCCCACCAUCCUACGACGCAGUGAGAUUGUUGCAGUCGGAACCAUCAUCCUCACAUCUCUGCAGUCGGCAAUCGAGCGAACCUCGCGCAAGGCUGUAGAAAUCGCUGCGCUCGAGAAGAGAAUAGCCGAGGGUGACGACACAGCAUUCAAUACACUCACUCAGGAACUGAUGUAUGCUGUCGACACCAAUAUCGAAGGCUGCGUUGCCAACUAUCAUGACCUGCUGCGCGACCCACGACGCUCGAUGGAAGAGGACGAGGAAGAGGAACAUCAGGUCGAUCCCCCAAACCCGUUAGAGAAUGCAUUGAGGGUCAGCUUGAUCGAUUACGCUCUGGUGAUUCGACGCUGUCUGGGCAUGUACACUAGGCCUGCCCAACAGGCCACCAAGACAGAUCUGUCGCAGCGCUUUGAAUCAUCAUUCCAUAGGGAACUAGCUAUUCUUGCCCCACCGUAUGCGCCCCCACAGACACGGUCGCCGACUGACUCCUGGCUUGCAGCAGCCACCUCUAGAUCCCAAGUGGCAAGCCCGACCCCAGACGAGCAGCAAGUCAACGGCAAUAGAGUCACAUCGCCCACUCCCGACGGUCGAGCUGCUCGUCAAGACAAGAAGCGCAUGAGUCUCGCUUUUCUCACCAAAGGUGUCAUAACUGGUGAAUCGCCGCCGGAUCAGGAAAGCAGGAAGGAAGGGAUAACAGCGCUGCCUCAGCGAGCGGACGAUGCCGAGUCAACGACUGCAUCAACACACAGUCGCAGCCGUAGCAAGGACACCAAUCGCACACGUCUUUCCCUGUCGUUCCUCCGGCCUACUUCGCCACUAGAGGCACUUCCGGACUUCGCAAGCAGUGAGAAUGUCAGCGGCAUAAGCAGGGCUGCCAGCCAGAAGUCGCGCCCAGACACAAGCAGGAGCGAGAAGAGUAGCGACGGUACAGCUCGCAAGAGUAGUGUGAAAAGGAGGCUCAGCUUCAUGAGCAUCACCAAGAAGAGCAGCAAAAACAGCGUUGCAGGACGGGGGAGAAGGGACGAUGUGCUCGUCGAGGAGUAA